UUAUGAGCACAUAUCCCAGGGUUCCUUCUGUGUGGUUGUCUGUCUGCCUGCUAUUCUGUCUGUUAGUCUGACGGCAGUGAUUAUUUCCUCAUAAAAGGCGACUCACAAAGGUCUCGGCCAUGCCUCCCCUCCCUAUCCCCCUCUUCCUGACACUGCUACAGCUUCUAGUACUUACUUAUGUGAGCGGUGGGGCAUACUAUGGACACAAGCAACACCCUCAGCAAUACCAGCCGAUGCAGCACCUCCAACACAUGGGCAUGGGCAAAGAAGGCUUUCCCCAGCAGCAGUACCUUGGAAAAGAGGUGCCCUAUAUGCAGUAUCCCCAGUACAGGAAGGAGCUACCCCAGAUGCCCAUGCACAAGGGCAAAGAAAAUGCUCGUAAAGGGGGCGGCUAUAAUGGUGGCCAAGACAAAGGUCAGACAAUCCCUAGUGGCGCUGAGGGAAUUCCCCAAGGAGAGCCAGGACCAGCAGGGCCACCUGGGCCAGAGGGACCAUCAGGGCCUCCUGGACCUCCAGGUAAUGGACAGCCAGGACCUGCAGGACGACCCGGACCUCCUGGUCCACCAGGAGUGCCUGGAGUGGGUAAACCAGGUUUGUCAGGACAGCCAGGCAAGCCAGGGGGAAAUGGUGAGGCUGGACCACAAGGAGAAAUGGGCCCUAGAGGUGAAGAAGGGCCAUCUGGACAACCAGGGCCUCAUGGUCCCCCUGGACCACCUGGGCUACCAGGAAUAGGUAAACCAGGGGUACAGGGAUUACCAGGCCAACCAGGGCCUAAAGGAGAGCCAGGUCACAAAGGUCUGCCAGGACUUCCAGGAUUACCAGGACCCAAAGGAGACAAGGGGAUGGGCCAACCAGGACAACCUGGUCACAAAGGGCUCCCAGGGCUCCCAGGCCCUGCUGGCCCAAGAGGGCUGCCUGGUUUCGGAAAACCUGGGUUAAAUGGGGCACCAGGACCACAAGGACCACCAGGAGAGAAAGGACAUCCUGGAGAGCAAGGACCAGCUGGGCCACCUGGUGAAGGAGGACAACCUGGCCCACCAGGUGUACCUGGUCAAGGAAAACCAGGUCAAAAUGGCUUACCAGGACAGCCAGGCAUGCCAGGUGGGAAAGGUCAUCCAGGACCACCAGGUUUGCCAGGAAAGCCAGGACUGCCUGGAUUUGGUAAACCAGGACUCCCAGGACCAAAGGGAGACAAAGGUAUGAGUGGGCCACCAGGACCUCCAGGAACAAAAGGAGAUAAGGGCUAUGGAGGACUGCCUGGUAUGCUUGGACCUCCUGGACCAAAUGGUCUACCAGGUGCUCCAGGCCCUAUGGGACCCUCAGGAGGUUUAGGUGCACCUGGUCCUAAAGGAGACUGUGGAGAAGGAGGACCUAAAGGGCUUGAUGGAGCUCAGGGUGAGCCUGGUCCUUCUGGUAUGCCCGGUAAGGAUGGUCUGCCUGGAGAGCGUGGAGAACCAGGACCAAGAGGUCCACCAGGAACAAGUGGUCCCAAGGGAGAAGGUGGGCAUAAAGGUCUACCUGGUACCCCUGGCACUCCAGGCCUUCCUGGGCCAAAAGGACAAGGUGGGUUACCUGGUGAAGGGGGACCUCAAGGUCCUAAAGGAAUCCCUGGAAUGGACGGUGCAGCAGGACCAAUUGGGCCUCCUGGUCUUCCGGGGCAAAAAGGAGACAGUGGUCCACCUGGUUCACCAGGCAUUGCAGGUGAGGGGAUACCAGGUCUUAUUGGUCCCAUAGGACCCCCAGGAAAAGAUGGCUCCUCAGGACCCCCUGGACAACCAGGUCAGUCCGGCCCUCCUGGACCACCAGGCCCCCCAGGAGAACCUGGUCUUUCUCCCGACAUGGCUGGAGUCCUCUCUCAGAUGGGCCCUGGACUAGAUGGUGUUAAGGCUGGUAGUUAUGGUAAGAAGGGCAAGUAUGGAGGCAAUGGGGCAGAAGUAAUGGGUGCCAGUGGGUUGGAAAUGCCAGCAUUCACAGCUGUAGCAACAACUCCCUUUCCACCUGUGGACACUCCAGUUGUCUUUGACAAGCUGUUGUACAAUGGUCGCCAAAACUACAACCCUGAGACAGGAAUUUUCACCUGUGACAUGCCUGGAAUUUAUUACUUUGCCUACCACAUUCAUUGCAAAGGAGCUAAUGUGUGGGUGGCUUUGAUGAGGAACAAUGAGCCAGUGAUGUAUACAUAUGACGAAUACAAAAAGGGUUUCCUAGAUCAAGCAUCAGGAAGUGCAGUAUUACCUCUACAACCUGGGGACACUGUAUAUAUUCAGCUGCCCUCAGAUCAGGCAUCAGGACUUUAUGCUGGGCAGUAUGUGCACUCCUCCUUUUCCGGGUAUUUGUUAUAUCCGAUGUAAAACACAAACUCCAGGGAGAGAGAGGCUUCAGUGGGAACAAAAUGGGAGCAUAUUUCUGUACAAUAUAAAACAUAAUCAUAAACCAAUUUAGACUGAGCAGUCUUGUUAAUGUAAAGUCAACAGACUAUUGAUCUUGUCAGCAGAGAUGAGAGAACAAGAUAAAAUAUCUCGAGGAAAAUCUGAGGUAUAUGAUGGUAUGUAUAUACGGCAGCUUUUAUAGUGUAUAGCCUUAUAGCCAUGUAAUUGGGAGAGCAAAGAUGUUUUCUUUUACAGCUUUGAAGGUAUAAAAGAAUGUAUAAAAAGGAAUUCAAGAAAGGCAUUCAAGAACAACCAAAGAUGGCUGUAGAUGUAUUUUCAUACAGAAGAUUGCAAAAAGAAACGUAAGAGUGUGAAAACAUGUUAAAGGAACAAGUGAAGUGUAUGUAAAAGAAAACAAACAAUUUUGGUUACACUGUUGCAACAGUGUCAAACUUUGUCCCUUCACCUCUUCAAAACUGGCAGCUAGCCUACCCCAUGUAGGGUGAAGAAUGUGAAAUACAGUAGAACGUUCAUUUUGGGAGGACAUUUAUAUUUUCGCAUGCAUACCUUUAUAUAAGUACAGUUUUUGUCUCUCUGUUGAUGAUGGCAAGGAUGUAAAAUGACUUCUUGAGAAUGAAAUGCAUUACAGCAGUACAUGUUUUAGAGGUAAAUGCACUUCUGGUCGUGUAACCUGCAGACGACAUUGAUUUUUGGGAAAUGGUUAAUUGUAUACAAUCUAAUUCAGAUUUUCAAUGUAUAAAUCUCUCAAUCAUCCCUACUGAAGAAGAAAAUGCUAAAUACAGUGUGGGAUUAACCUAAAUUACUUUUACUUCAGGUGUCUGAAGUACAUAUUCUAGGGACAACUUUUAAUGGCAAUGUGCUCACUUAUAGCAUAGCACAAGAAAGGUUAGAUGGUCAAAAUCAAAUAAUCUCAUGCAUGAUAUAUGUUGAUGACUGACAAUUGCUCCCGUGAGUGAGAUUUGAAGAGUAAGAAUGUAAUAUGAAUUUAAUGUUUUAAUGUUUGCAUAUAGGUCUAUGGGUGUAGUGCUGUACAGAAAACAUUUUUUUGUGCAAAAAUGCAAAGGUCAAACAAACACGCCAUAUUACCCUGAACUAUGAAAACCACUCCAUACACUAUGUUAAACAUUACAGCACAAUAUACAGCAAAGUCCACACUAUACAGCAUUACGCAGGUAUAAGUGAUAAAUGGUAAAUAUCAGAAAGCAAACAGAUGUAACUACAAUAUAACACUCAACAGAGAUUAAGCAGUGUUGAUCUCAAGACUCUAAAUUUGAUUACUUUAAUUUAAAAGCAAAUCAAAAUCAUUUUAGUAAUAAGUUAAUAUAAAAUAUAUCCUUACUUACUGUUUUUAAUUUAAAAUUCAACCAAUUAUAUUGUGUAACUGUUUUGUAAGCCUAAUCCAUUUUUAGUUGGAAUGGCAGUAUAAUUAUACAUAAAAAGGUGUCAUAUUUGGAAAACACAAUUAUGGAUUGCUGUUUUGAAACACUUACAGCAGACUUGUUAUGAAGUCCCACUGGUGUGUUUAUUUGUUUAAAUGAGAACACCAAAUUAAGUUCCACAGCAUCCUUGGUGUGAUACAUUUAGUGUGUCCUGCUGUCACGUUUAUGGGGAGUACAAAAUACAUUUGUAUUGUCUUGAAAGUCACAGCAAUUUUAUAACAACAGUUCUGUCAAUAAUUUAUUAUUUUAUCUGCUGGUCCAGUACAUGCAGUGACAAGGACAUACAGCAUGACAACCUUUUAAAGGAAAAUAAAUGUAUAUUUCUCCUUUUAACCAUGGUGCUAUUAUUGUCGUUGUAACCAAAGAUUUGAUCUUAAUGUUUGUUAUUGUCCAUGUUGUUUUUUUCUAAAUAAAACUGUUUAAUUAAAAAAAC
This is a messenger RNA of Dicentrarchus labrax (European seabass), 4262 nucleotides long. RefSeq names its product collagen, type VIII, alpha 1a (gene col8a1a). Gene Ontology annotation, molecular function: protein binding. Bases 120 to 2351 code for a protein of 743 amino acids. The transcript has 3 exons. The record is from RefSeq and is a predicted model, not a curated record. Lineage: Eukaryota; Metazoa; Chordata; Actinopteri; Moronidae.